Messenger RNA from Penicillium hordei, 3648 nucleotides. RefSeq lists its product as uncharacterized. The transcript is spliced from 4 exons. Lineage: Eukaryota; Fungi; Ascomycota; Eurotiomycetes; Eurotiales; Aspergillaceae. The record is from RefSeq and is a predicted model, not a curated record. The coding region runs from base 1 to 3648 and encodes 1215 amino acids.
AUGUCUUUGAAUGGGCUCGAUACUGCCCCCGUCCUUGAAGCCUACCAAAGUGCCUUGGCCGACGCAGGCGGGUGGUUUCUACUACACUACAUCGCAAGAGAUGAGGUUGCCCUUCACGAACGAGGCACCGGCGGGGUGCCCGAGAUCCGGAAUGCCAUUGAGGGCUACGAGGAAUGCUCGCCGCUCUAUGGCUUCCUUCAAUACCGACGCAGAAAAGUGAUAAUUCGCUACAUGCCGGAGGGGUUAUCCAGGCUCAUACUAGCCCGAAGCAAUGUCCAAUUUCAGUCCGUCACCGACAAGUUCACCCCAAACGACACCGUACUUCCUCUAUCCAAAGCCUCCGAUCUCACCGAAAGCGCCUUGUCCUCCGCCUGUCUCCUCCAUACCGCUUCGACCUCAAUUACCUCUUCUUCGAGCUCUCUUCGCCGCCGUCGGCUGAUGGAAAUCACGGAAGAUGCUGAGGAAAAUGGCACAAAAGAUGAAGCUCCGAAACCAAUCCCACCUCCCCAGUCGGGGGCGGGACACAGACCAAGGAGCGUCAAGUCGGAAGCUACCCUCGUGCCAUCGCCCAUUGAACCCCCCGUUCCCGUGGAACCAGAACUACCCCCGAUAUCACCAGAAAGCGAAAAGGCAUCAGUCGAUCUCAUGCCACCUCCAUCCCGGGCGAGCUCCAGAGCCACAAUCUCUCGAGGAAGUCCCAUCGAACCACAAUCAGCAACAAUGUCCCCCAGAUCCAUAAAAUCAGAUCGCUCUCGCUCCAGUUCCAGGUACCGAACUAUCCUGGAUGAAUUCCCUCGUCCUUCGGAGGAGGCCCGGUUGUCCACCCAAUCCAGCCGCCCCUCACUCCGAGAUUUGGAACGAGCUGCGGGAUACACUCCAAAGGUUAAGUUGGGACCACGACCGUCCGUGGAUAGCAGUGGAAGACCACGCACAGCAGGCAGUUCUCGAAAUGUAGACCAGCGCCCCGUUGCCUCCCUGCCGACAAAUAUGCGCACCUCUUCUGUGCGGAAGCACAAUGGUGAUGCACCCCGCCCUCGAUCUCAGGGGAGUACUUUCGCAACUAAGCCCACCAGUCGUGUCCCGCCAGUCCCACCCUUGCUGGUCCCACCCCCCUCCAUUCCUAUUUCGAGACCUCAACUUUCCCCUGGCGCAAAAUCUCUUGGCGCGUUGUCGACCUCCUCAGGAUUGACCCCUGAGAAAGAACGUUUGAUGAAGGCUUUGCAGCAAAGGAAAAAGAAUAUGGCUAAGCGUGCGGAGGAAACGAAAAAGAAGCAAGUCUCGGAGGAAGGAGAGCUCAAACCAGUGAAGGAUAUUGCCAAGGACCUGGAUGACGAUAAAGAAAAUCUCAUUCAGAUUCAAUAUCCUGAUUCUGAAAUGCUGCUGUCGGAGCCAGAGACAAUUCAACAAGAUCAACAGGAGCUUCCUUCAGCCAAGUCACCUGUGCCUCUUGAGGUCGCCCCUGAGCUUGUUCCCGAAUCUAUUCUUGAACCCGCCUUCGAGCCUGUUCAUGACUCCACUCUUGAACUUGCCCGCGAACUCGUCCCCGAGGCUAUUGUCAAAUCCGCUCCUGAGCCUGUCGAGGCAUUUGCUGAGCCCCUUUCUGAACUUGCUCCUAAGCCCGUUAACUCGAAUCCCGAGGCUGUCCUCAAACCAGCCGCCGAACCAAUUGUUGAGUCUGCUAUGACGCCUGAGCUAGAGCAGCCUUCGGAUCCUCUUAAGGCUGAAUCAGAACCGAUCGCUGAUCUACCUCCUGCUAACGCCGAUGAUGGGUCCUUGCAUAUGGGCGUAGGUGCCGACAGCCCUGUCACAGCCGAUUGCGCUGCCACACCUUCAGAGGCUGUGACGGCAGAAACGCUGCAGACACCCCCUGAGGAUGAAACACGCACUGAGCACGAGGACUCCGCAAUCCUUGGUCUCGCCCCACCCACCUUUAAUCCUGGUGUUCCCCUUCAAAAUGAGCCUACGGGUGCCCAAGGACCUGAUUCAGGGGACGUCCCCAAAACACACCUCGAAAUUUCCAGCGUUGCAGAUGUGCCAACUGACGAAUCUUCUGAGGUGCUUAUCUCAUCAGAGGUCCUUGAGGCGGUUCCUCCUUCCUCCACCUCUAUUACCCCUCCAGAAAGCACUGGCACGGAAACCCCAACCGCCCCCGUUUUUGUCUCAAUCGAGGCGGAUGAGCCAGCCCCUGAUCACCCAAUUUCCGAGAAAGCCGAGCCUCUUACCCUGGAUCAGAGGCGCAGGGUCCACCUGGAGCCUAUUCAAGUGCCCACCCUAGAGUUCUCGGACGAUGACAACCUCCUUUCCGACGAUUCAUUCAUGGAGGAAUUGACCUCAGCUACUGUCCAGGAGGCCAGACCAGUAUCUGUGAAAUCUCCCAACGGCGUCGAUCACGCCUGGAGAAAUUCACGCGCCGUCUCUAGUCCAUUCUCUAUGGGAUCACCGUCGGGUAUGCAAGCUCUCUCAGUGGGCCGGUCCGUUUCUAGCUCUCACUCUGAAAAUGGCCCUCCUGCGCCGGUACUCAUGGCCAAGAAGAUCAACGUCUCCUCUGGAAUUUCUAGCCGUAUCAAGGCUCUUGAAAAGUUCUCGAGCCGCGAAGGCACUCCCUUGGGGGCGAGUCCGGCUAUAGGUGGGCCAUCAGCCUCCUCGUCUUUCGAGAACCUUCGCAAACGCGCAUCUAUCUCGUUGCCCAGUGGGAACCACGAAAGCCUCCCACCAAGCACAAUGCAUUCUGCUCAUGUCCCCGACAAAUUUACCCGUGCGCCGAGCUUAAGUCGACACAACCGUCAGGUGUCUGUGGAUGCUACGCGCCCUACUAGCUCCGUUUCCGUGACAGCCCGUAUCGUGCGCGAUGCAGAUAUCUCUCCCGGGUCUUCCGGACUUGAGCCCGCUGAGUCCGAUGUUGUCAACCUUCAGGCUAGUCAUUUGACUGUAGAGCAUGAGACAGCUGAGGCGUCACUCCCUCAGGCCUCGUCCAUCGAGCCUGCCAGUCUUCCCCAGGACCGAAGUCCGUCAAUGUCAUCUACUACAUCUAGUCGCCAAGCCACGUCUCGCCCCGGCAGCCGUCCCGACAGCCGCCCCGGAAGCCGUCCCUCUCUCCCCUCGCGGUCUAGGACUGACGACAGCGUCCAAUCCGCUUCUUCCACAUCCGAAGAUAAGAAGAUAUCUCGCACCUCGCGACUCAUGCGCCGUAUGUCAUCGCUCACAUCCAACUCUCGCCGCAGCAUUAUCGGAGCCCUCAGCUCUCCAGUCAAGGAAGAGGAGCAUGUUCCUGCCUUCACAAAUGGGUCUAGCAAGGCUCCAGGGUCUACUAGCUCGCGUGCCUCAGAACCCAUUGACAUUGGUGAAGUAAACGUCCAGUUCCCAGACACUCUUCUGUGGAAGCGUCGGGUCAUGCGCAUCGAUGAACAGGGAUACGUUGUUCUCACGCCUGGCACCAACGAUGCCACCACCCGCAACAUGACUAAACGUUACCAUCUCACCGAGUUCCGCACUCCUUGUCUUCCUGAUGAGGACAUGCAGGAAUUGCCCAACAGCAUCUUGCUCGACUUCCUAGAUGGGAAUACGCUCCAGUGUGCAUGUGAAUCCAGACAGGGACAAGCUUCUGCUCUUCAGACUCUCAUCGAGGCUCACAGUGCCCACCAGCAAUAA